Molecule: messenger RNA, 1773 nt
Organism: Bombus pascuorum
Lineage: Eukaryota; Metazoa; Arthropoda; Insecta; Hymenoptera; Apidae
Product: thiamine transporter 1-like
Exons: 7
Coding region: 264-1643 (459 amino acids)
Biological process (GO): vitamin transport; transmembrane transport
Cellular component (GO): plasma membrane
Molecular function (GO): vitamin transmembrane transporter activity
Source: RefSeq, a predicted model, not a curated record
UAUAGUGUUAUAAUAUAUUGUAAUUCGUCGGUCAGGAUUGUCAGUAUCGUUUAAGUUGUGAGUUGUAUGCUACGACGUUUUAAAUAAUAAAGUUAUUUGUGACUAUAAUACAUGAAUAAAAUCAAAAUUAAUAUCCAACGUAGACAAUAUUCUGAAUGAAAUAUGAAUGACAUAUGACAUAAAAAGAUGUUGAAAGGAUAUUGCACAAUAUAAUUUAAGAAAUCAAAUCAGAACAAAGCAGGAGAGAGAAGUAUGGUAUUAGUAUGAAGUGGAUAAUAAUUUCAUGUAUUUUGUGUGUAUUUGGUUGCUUUAAAGAGUUUAGGCCUUCAGAAUCUUUUGUGACUGAUUAUUUAACAGGACCAUGGAAAAAUUUUACAGAUGUUCAAGUAAACCAGAAAAUAUUUCCUGUUUCCACAUAUUCCUAUUUUGCAACGUUAAUUAUUGUAUUUUUAAUAACUGACUUUGUACGAUAUAAGCCAAUUAUUAUCUUAUGUGGUCUUUCUGGAACUAUUACAUUUCUCUUAAUAAUACUUGGACAAGAUGUUUUAACUAUGCAAGUUUUAGAAUUCUUUUAUGGCUUGUUUUUAUCCACGGAAGUAGCAUAUUACACAUAUAUCUAUGCCAAAGUUGACAGAAAACAUUAUCAGGAAGUAACUAGUCAUACAAAAGCAGCAGCUCUAGUUGGUCGUUGUAUGGCUGGUAUUAUUGCACAAUUAACAGUAUCUUUUGAUAUAUUAAAUUAUCAUCAAUUAAAUUAUCUUACAGUUGGAGCUGUUACAUUUGCAACAAUAUGGGCAUUCUUUAUACCUUCAGUUGGCCAGUCUAUUUACUUUCAUAGAAAAAAUAAAAAUAAUUUCUUAACUCAUAAUGGAACAAUUGUAUUGCAACAAAAUGAUAUAAAUCAAGUUUCACACAGUUCUGAACAGUCUGAGUGUUCUUUUUCUAAUAUUUCACUGAUACAUAAAGUUAAAGAAGCUUAUGUUCUAUUAUGGAAAGAUUUUUUACAAGCAUAUUUGAAUAGUCAUGUUGUAAAAUGGUCAAUAUGGUGGUCAUUUUCAACUUGUGGAUAUUUGCAAGUUAUUAGUUAUAUACAAUUAUUGUGGCAAACUGCUGUAGUCCCUGGAGAUAAAAUUUACAAUGGAGCUGUAGAUGCUUUAUAUACAAUUAUAGGUACAAUCACUGUUUUCUGUAUUGGGAAGAUACCAUUUAAUUGGUCUUUAAUUGGAGACAUAGUAGUAUCAUCUAUGUCACUUGUGGAAGGUAUUUUAUUAGUGGUAUCUUCAUAUAGUUGCAGUAUUUGGUUGUUAUAUGCUAUGUACAUAGUAUUUGGAAUCAUUUAUCACACAAUGGUUACUGUUGCAAGUUUUGAAGUUGCAAAAUGCAUAUCAGAAGAUAGUUAUGGUUUAAUAUUUGGUAUAAAUACUUUUUUUGCACUACUAUUGCAAAGUGUAUUAACAGCUAUAGUAGUAAAUGGAAAUUUAAAAUUAAAUCUGAGAUCUCAGUAUUUUAUUUAUGGUGGUUAUUAUAUCGCUAUAUCAAUACUUUACAUGAUAAUCGGCAUUUUAAACAUUAUACGACAUUGUAAAAAAGGUACUGGAUUUAAAAUAUGGGUACAGAAUACAGUAAUUGAGAAUGGGAAAUAGUCUCCAAAAUGAGUAGGUUCUAGUUACUGGUAUAGUUUUCAGAAAUUGAAUUAAUAAACAUUCAUUUGAAAAUGGUGAUAUUAGGUAUGUACAUAGUAAUCAAGGAUAGUUGAUAGGAUAUCAAAUAAAC